UAUAUUUCCACACUAGGAGGUUGGAAUAAUACUGUGUAAUUGUAAAAAUUAUCAUAAUGCCUUUUUAGUGUAAACGCUGUUUGAAAAUAUGGCCUGAAAUCUCAAACUGUUUUGAUGUGAUGGAGUUUUGGCCUGCCUGGUGACAUCACCAGGCGUUACAUUUGUUAAUUAAUAGACCAAUAAGAAAGAGAGUUCCAAACCUCUCUGCCAAUAACAGUUAGUUUUCAGUUUUCCCCUCAGACCACUCACAGACAGUCCUAUCAAAAUUCUUGCUUGAGAAAUUUAUCUUUGCUAAGAAGCUAUUUCUGUUUCUUUUUGACAAUUUUUAUAGAAAUAUGUUCACAGUAAGAUACUUAAUUGUUACCCAGAAAUGAUUUGAUAUUGAGGUAAAAACAGCUGCAUUGGACCUUUAAGCUUUGUUGAGACACAAAUGACUUCAUUUUGUUGAGUAACAAAUAAAGGAGCAUUUGUAUCCCACUGGGCAAAAACUGGUUGAAUCAACUUUGUUUCCACAUCAUUUCAACCCUAAAAACCUUUGAUGUCGUUGAAUAAAUGUGGAAAACUAAUCGUCAUCAACGUAAGAGCAUUUCUUUUUUUUCUCACCCAACUUUGAACCUAAAUCUAACGAUAUGGUGAUACAUUUAUUUAAUUUCAUGUUGAACUCAUGUUAGUUGACAACUCAACCAAAUCAUAAAUCAAAACUAGACAUUGGAACUGACGUCUGUGCCCAGUGGGAUUUGAACAGUGACAACUACACAGAAAGCAUUUACUAACAUUUACAUACACAUACACAUGCUGUGAUAUAUGUUGAUUAUUGUCUACAAUAUGACAAGUGAUGAAGUAGAAAAACAUAAAACCUUAAAAAAAAUGUUUAAAAGGAAUGAAAAAAAAAUAUCACUCACUUGACUCAGACAUUUCAGGGCAUUUAUUGAUAGUAGAAAAUAAUGAAGGUCAAUGCUACACCGUAAAUAUAUUACCUAUAGGGGUAUAUACUAUAGAGAAAACAAGAAUAGGUCAUGUAAUGGAGACUGUUUAAUGUUGACAUUUCAGCACAAUAAUAUGGAUUAAAUAGAGUUAUACAAUGAUAACAUCCACAAUAUGAAAACCGAUGAUGAGGGGUUUUACUGUAACUACUUGUUUUACAGUAAAUCACACAAGAAGACAUUCUGUGUGGACAGAUGGAAUGAAGCAGUAGGCAUCUUGAGGAGAGAGAACUUGUAAUGUACAAUUCACUUUGCGUAAAGUAGUUACCCAUUAGGGAAAAGCUUAUUUUUUUAAAUAUAUUUUUUUAAUCUUAUUGUGACAAUGACAUACGUCCCAUUUUGGGCCUGGUCUUUAUUCGGCACCAGAGUGGAGCCACCAUAGAGAGCUAUUCUAUUUGUAUUCUGUAAGAGAUGAUAUAUAAUUUAAUUAUGUGGGAGCCAUUUCCCCUUUCCAAGAAUUCUCCAUAAUACCCAUGAACCCCUUCUCCACAGAACGGUAUAUCAGAAAAUUACGUGGGGCGACAGACAGUGAAUACAUCCUACAGUAAAUGGCAUCCUAAUCCCUACAUAGUGAACAACUUUUGACCAAAGCUCUAUAGGCCCUGGUUCAAAGUAGUGCACUAUUAGGGAAAUAGGGUGCCAUUCAGGGCGACAAACAGUAAAAAUGAUAAAUUAUGUCAUUUGGGAUUUGCUAUUGAUUAUAUUUUCUGGUAGUAAUUAAAUAUCAGUUUUGACAUAUAUGCGCUUGCACCCCCCCACCUAACAAUAUGCAUGAACACUUUGGCACUAACUCACAAGGCGAACACACACACACACACACACACACACACACACACACACACACACACACACACACACUCAAACCCCUUUCACCGCCCCAGACUUAUAAGCUAUGCAUCCCAAAUGGCCCCUUGAUUGACAAUUGUGUCUCUUACUCUGAAACUUACUUGAGAAGACAGGGGGUAGAGUCGAGACAAGGAGCGAGACAGUAGCUUCCUCAAUCAUUGAUUCCGUUUUCAGAGAAGAGAUGUCAAACCCAGACAAAGUUUACCCCUGAAUGUUUCAUGCCAACUCUCUGUGGCAGGGAGGCAAGAGGUUUUCCAUGUACUGUGUGACUCACAUCAUUCUCCCUCCCACCCUCCAAGCCGCUGUAGCGUGUGUGCUCCUACAUGUGGACACACACGUGAUAUAGGACACAGCACCAGAAAAAAAACACACACACCGCCAUUCAUCAGUUAAUGCAACAGAGGUCAGGAGUUGCCACUUUCAUUGAGAGGGCCUGCCACUGCCAGAACACUAACACUGGCAGACUUGAUAUAACACUUGUUAUAACGUGUCAUGACACCCUUGUAAUGACACUGUAAUAACGCAUGGAACAGAAUAUUACUUUCACCAAAUUAGAAUUCACAUAAAGUCACUGUAUUUCAUGUGAUUCACGUGUGUGUGUAUAUGUCUGUAAUUUAGUCCUGUUGUGUUGUCGCUGCCUUAUAUCAAUAUGUGCUUUAUUUCUACCAGUAUAUGUGCAUUGUGCGCCGAGAUUCGUGUAGGGUAAUGUUGCAUAAACUCUUUAGCCAUCACGUGUCCAUAGACACUUCGAACUAAUGUGAGACCCAAUUAAAUAGGGAUGUACUUGAAUGCUGCAGUGUAUAAAACAAUAUAAUAUAAAACUGAUGUUUGCGAAAUGGACUCAUAAACCAAUGGAAUUUGAACGGUAUAGUCUGAAUACCAUUGGGCCAAGUUGUCCCUGUAGCACCAGAUGAUAUAACAUUCUUCACUGCUCCAUUUCAUACUGAAGAAAGACUCUUGUCCCAUGAAAAAAAAAUGUGGCACCGACGUGCUUCUCAAAUCCGUGGACAGUUUGGGGUUGACCGCGUGUAGGGACCACAGCACGCCGUUAUUUUGGAGAUCCGCGCUCUCCGUCUCUCUCUUACGCAUACACGUACACUCUCUCUCUUACAUGCACGUGUACAGACACACACACUCUCUCCCUUACUCCGCUGCCCCUCCUGCCUCUCGCUCUCUCCGUGCCCCUCUCAUUUAUUCUGUGCCCCGGAGAAUUCCUCAUCCAAACCUCAAUCACGUAUGAUUGCGUAGAGUGAGAGAGAUCGAAAGGUGAGCCCAUUCACGCUUGCCUGGUCGGCGAUAGCACACGCCACACAUCCAUACGGAACGCAUUGGAAAUACUCCUUUAGGCUACACCAAUGGUUUGUGGGCAAUAAGAAACUACGGACAAUAAUAACAACAAAACGCAUAUUUGUUUUCUCUCAUCGUAAAAGCCCAAAUCACCAUGUUGCUGCUGCAUUCUCGCAGACCAUUGUCUUUCCCCGAGAGUGCUCGCGGUGUCUGCUACUGGUAGAGGUGCUGGUGCGCUGGCACAAAUGCCCGUAGUCCUCGAGAGCGAGUGGGGCAGCCAAACAGACAGUCACCUAGCUCUCGUCGCCUCUCGAUUCGGCGUUGUAUUUGGCUUAAUACGUUGAAAAGUUACGAGGCGUUGCAUAAACGCAGCUGUUGAUGAAAUUGUUUACAGUGGAGUUUAAGGUGUCUCGAAUGCAUUACGGUGUUGGAUAUUUUGCCACUUACCGAUUUUCCGUGCACAUGAGGAUUGCACAGAGUCGAUCUUGUCAGACUUGGCGCCAUUCAACUGGAAUACCUGAGACUCAAUUGUGUGCACGCACGCACGUUCCGACAACGCACAAACUUAUUUACAAACUGUUGUGACUUUUUUUGAAUAGCCUACAUUUUGUAGCCAUGCUUUUAUCCGCGCGUAAAUUUGCGGCAUAUGUUUUAUGAGUCAAUGGCAUUUGACGCUUUCCCUGCAAGGAAUUUGUGACUGUAGGCUGGUAUCGUUCCCCAUGAUGCAGUAUGGAUGCCCGAUGAUGCGCGGGACUUGGUGGAUUUUCUAAAGGGGAUCGGAAUGACAUUUGAGUAAACCCCCGUGGACCGUAAAUUCGAUUUUCUCCACCCGGUUCCUUUUGCACCAAACAGCCGCACACAACUCGACAUCUGUCCAACGAUUCUGGGCUCGGUUUCGGUUCGGCUCGCCCGCGAGGGAGAUGGCCGCAAUCGCCAGCUCCUUGAUCCGACAGAAACGCCAGGCGAGGGAGUCAAACAGUGACCGGGUCUCCACUACUAAACGGCGCCCCAGCCCCAGCAAAGACCCACGUUCCAUAUGCGAGCGGCAUUUCUUGGGGGUCUUCAGCAAAGUCCGUUUCUGCAGUGGCAAGAAAAGACCAGCCGCUCGGCGGCGACCAGAUGCACCCUCCAAACCUCCACAGGUGUCCCGUAAGGGCGGCAGGCUAGAGCCGCAGCUGAAAGGCAUCGUGACACGAUUGUUCAGCCAGCAGGGCUUCUACCUGCAGAUGCAGCCGGACGGCUCUAUCGAUGGCAGCAAGGACGAGAACAGCGACUACACACUGUUUAAUCUAAUUCCUGUGGGUCUGAGGGUGGUGGCCAUCCAAGGGGUGAAGGCCGGCCUCUACAUUGGAAUGAACGGAGAAGGAUUCCUCUACAGCUCAGAAAUGUUCACGCCGGAGUGCAAGUUUAAGGAGUCGGUGUUUGAGAAUUACUACGUGAUCUACUCGUCCACUGUGUACCGGCAGCAGGAGUCCGGUCGGGCCUGGUUUCUAGGCCUUACCAAGGAAGGCCAGGUCAUGAAGGGGAACAGGGUCAAGAAAACCAAGCCCUCCUCACACUUUGUCCCCAGGCCCAUUGAAGUGUGUAUGUACAGGGAGCCGUCGCUGCAUGAGAUCGAGGAGAAACAGCGCUCCAGGAAGAGCUCAGGGACUCCCACCAUGAACGGAGGGAAAGCUGUCAACCAGAACUCCUAGCAGCAGGGCCCCAAGGGUGGGGGGCCCGGGUCCCCCCUCUCUUAAAUAGAGGGGAGAGAGGCUACAGACCCCCUCACCAACAUGCCCUCUGAAGGGAUGGGCCGCCACGAGGGGGAGGAGCUACACCCAAGAUGACAAAAAACUGAACUCUCGCCUGUGAAAAUCUUUUAGACGAAUAUCAAGAUAAACCCAGAGGAAAACAAAAAAAAACAACGACAAACAUUUUCAAUCAGGAGUUGACCUACGUUUUAUGCAAAAAAAAAAGAAAAAAAAAGCUGUGACAAAGGAAUGGUGGUCUCUUCACAAUACAAAUAUCUAUCGUUUCCAAUUUAAGCUGUGAAAAAUUAGCUUUAAAGACAUGUUUCAUUUCCCAUGCAUUGAUUUUAUGAAUGCUAUGGCACCCUCACAUGCUUAAUUGUGUUACUGUUGUCCAAUAAUAACAAUAUUACUUAUGUGUUGAUAACUCUUCAUCCCAAUUUAGUAUCAUGGGUGUUCUGUUUUUCGUUUGAGACUGUAGACAUGAAAAAUUGUUGGUAUUUUUUUAUUGCUUGACAUUGAUUGCACUUUCACACUGCAUACACUGGUGUGAGGGUAAAGAACAAAUAUAUAUGAGAAGUCGCUGGUGGGCUCGGUAGGAACAGGAAUGGUUGAGUGGGAUGGCUUUUGCUCAGGUGAUGUACUGUCGGUGUGGAAUAUCUCCUAUGUCCACAUACUCUUUGAUAUGACAGGACAAGACAACUGAAAUCAAUAUGGCGGCUACUCCACCAAGCCUCAUAGUAGUCCUCUAGCAUAUUAUGGUGCGUUCGAGUGCGGAUGGAAAUGUGGAAAUACAAGUUCCCGACCCAGAAAUAAUGAUUGAACGACCCUCAAAGUUCCAAGUGGGAAACGCGGUCCAGAAUGAAGAUACUGAAGUUUACGAGGUGUGACCUUUCACCUUUUCGACCACUAGACGAUAAAAGAAAGCCAUUUACAACCGUAACCAUCUGAUUCAUGUAGCUCGGUGGAUCCAUACAGUAUAUAGUUUUACAUAUUGUCAACAUAAGCAAUGUUAGCUAGAUUAGCCAUCUAGCAAGAAUGUCAUUGGUUGAAGAGUUAUUCUGACUUCAAAAGCACUUGAAAGCACUCAUGUUGUAUAUACAACUUCACCAACUGGGAAAUAUUCGAUUCCGAGGACCGUUUGAAUGCACCAUUACUCUCAAUGAUCCAGUCCUGUGAACUUAAUGGUCAAGAGGGAAAGGAUAGCCUUGUAAUAUUAUUAAUACUCUGGCAAAGUGGGUAUAGCCAGGAGGAAAAAAAGAUUGAUAGAGCUUCUGGUUGUUUUUGUUUGGUGUGCCAGUACUAAUAAGGGCAUUUCUUUCUAAUAAGGUCUGGGUUUGCCAAUCCUGGGGGGAAAUGCAAUAUUCUCUCCAGUAAAGGAAACUUGGCUAGCAUCCACCAAUCAAGGAUUCUUUCAUGAACAGGUCUACUUCACCUCUUUAUGAGCUUUGACAAGACUUUCUUCGAAGUGCGUCAGAGAAUGCUUUUAGUCGGUACAAAUAAAUCAUGAAAAUGUCCUUGGGAAGGCAUGUUGUUGUGGCUUGUGUAAGGGCUCAGCGGACUCAGGCUGCUUGGGGCUAAGGUGAUUGUGAAAGCUAUCCAAGUCCCAAUACUCUUAAGAAGCUUCCUCUCCUUGUGUCUUUAUCUUUGUUAUCAGUACACUGAGCAGACUAGAAAUGUCACAAUAAUCGGUUGAUGGGGUGUAGCGCAUUCAUUUUAUGUAAUUAGUCUCUUUAUAUCUGUGGCCAAUGAGGGAAAAGAAACAAAGGAAUUGUUUUAAGAUACUUUUCGACAAAGCCCCUGUGAGCUCCUCCUCUUCCAUCAAUACCCUUUCUCCUACGACACUGUAAUCAAUAAUAACCUAGCACAAUGCAAUGGGAAGGAGCCCAGUCAUCCAAAACCAACAAAAACAAAAUGUGGAUGCCGGAAGGUUCUUUUGCCCUGAGAGUCUGUAAAUAUUUCACUUUUUUGUACUUACAGGCCGGCAUCCCAAUGGCUUCCAUCUCAGUAGGUUUUGUGAGCCAUGAAAUGAGCCGAUUGCUGCAUUGUGGAAAUGAGCCCCCGCCAUUUCAUAAAUCAAAUGUAGGAGAGUGGCUGUAUAUAUGAAGAGUAAAAAGGCUGGUUAAACCAGCAGGGAAGGCUGGGAGGAAUCACCCCCAUCACCAAGAUGGAGAAGUCACCAUGUCCACUGAUCCUAUUGUUCGCCUAACUCAGGAAGUCCCACUCCAGUCUAAUGAACGGAGUCUGACAACAAGGCGGGCCACCCUUGCCCAGCACCUAAUGCACAAAGCCUGGCCAAAGGUGUGGUCUUGGGGGGGUUGGGUCAGGGGUGUUGGUGGCAGAGUGGGGGGUCUGGAAGUCUUGGGAUCUGGCCAGGGCAUGAGAUAGGGGAUGUCAGGGUGUCAUGUCAGACACUUCCUCAUUUAACUGCGGCAGGUCAUGGCAGAAGACCAGCACAAGUCUUCCACUGGGAUCAGGAGAGAGCUGGGCUCAGUUCUGCAGUAGUUGCUCCAGUUUAAAUUGCCCAAAGGCACAGAUCUAGUAAUCGGCUUACUCUUCCUCAGUUCUAACCUUAAACAUUAGGGGAUAGGGACGCAAAACUGACCUUGGAUCAGCAUCAACUUCAUUCUACUCGGAAGGAUGUACUUUACAUAACCUGCUGGCAGAGAAAAGAAGGGAAGAUAGAAAUGAGAGGUUAAGAAUAGGGAGUGAGAGUAAAAUAGGGGAUAUGCGAGUGAACUAAGAGAGCACUUUUGGGGGACAAAAUGAAAAUGCCAGAGUGACAGCGCAGGGGCUCAAUACUAUGUGAAGAGAUAUUAUAUUCAUGUUUAAGUUUGCAAAUGAUUUCACCAUAAAUGGAACACAGGCAUAUAUGCAUUAUGAAUUGUGAGAUGAAAAAAAAAAAUGCAUUGAUAUUUAAAAAUCAGAAUGAAGUUAGUGAUUGUUUAAGAAUAAAAAAUACAUUAUCAAAAGCUUUCACUAAUUUAUUGUACCACUGUGUUCUUGUUGAUAGCCUUGUGCACUGUAUUCUUCCCUCUGGUGACAAUAUCCCCAAAAAUACUUUCAUGUAGAGUAUAACUUCUUCUACCCUCUCUCCCAGAUUUCGUGUAGUAUCCUUUAUGUACGAGAGAGCGCCCAGUAUCAAAUCAGUGAAGGUGAUUUAUCAUAUCAUUUAGGCUCGAGUCCAAUGUGUCAUUUUGGGAUUGCGCUCCUGCGCCCCUGAAUUCCACUGUUGUCAUGGAAACAGACUUUCCCUACCGUCUGCAAGGAGAAUGAGGAGGAUGAAGGCCCCAUAUGACUUUCAGGGCUGUCUUCUCAGCCUGAUGACUGCUGCACAGAGAACGGUUUCUUUUUUGGGGGGGGGGGUUUGAGUUUUCUCUUUUUAUAUUUGGAUUUUCUCCCUUGUUUUAGGUUAGCACCUGAAAGAAAUGUGGCACUUCAACAAUGGAUGAGUGUACACCCACACACUCUCAGAGAGAGAGGGGAAGAUAGACUCAAUUAUCGCUCUAAUCUCUCUUGCUCCCAUGUACACAGGCACACAAUUCACUCACACACAUGGACACCUCUCACAAAAGGCCUGCACCCUUCUCUCUCUCUCAAUUCAAUUCAAGGGGCUUUAUUGGCAUGAGAAACAUGUUUAUAUUGCCAAAGCAAGUGAAAUGGAUCAACAAAAGUGAAAUAAACAAUAAAGUGAACAGUAAA
Molecule: messenger RNA, 8548 nt
Organism: Oncorhynchus keta (chum salmon)
Lineage: Eukaryota; Metazoa; Chordata; Actinopteri; Salmoniformes; Salmonidae
Product: fibroblast growth factor 12
Exons: 6
Coding region: 4037-4810 (257 amino acids)
Biological process (GO): positive regulation of protein phosphorylation; regulation of cell migration; animal organ morphogenesis
Cellular component (GO): cytoplasm
Molecular function (GO): fibroblast growth factor receptor binding; growth factor activity
Source: RefSeq, a predicted model, not a curated record